UACUGUUUCUCUCUCCUCCCCCUCCCUCCCUCCCCGACCCUCUCUCUCUCUAGAAUUAGGGUUUCGACUGAGUCACUCCCUCUAUCUCUCUGUUGCCGAUCGAUCUUCGUGCUUCAAUGCCUGCGAAUCUCCGCCGGAGAUUUUCCGCGAAGUGCCAGAUUGUUCAAUUCGUUGGGCGCUUGCGGCACGCCGCCGUCCCGGAGUUCGUCGUGUGUUCAUUUCAGUUCAAAUAGCGGUUUCCCGAUUAGAUUGGAGCGGCGUGCGGUAGUUCUUCAAUGGCGCCCAGCCGGAGGAAAGGAGCUAGCAAGGCCGCUCAGGCCGCCGCUGCUCGCCGCCAAUGGAAGGUCGGCGAUCUUGUUCUUGCUAAAGUCAAAGGCUUCCCUGCUUGGCCGGCUACCGUAAGUGAACCGGAGAAGUGGGGCUACUCUGCUGAUUGGAAGAAAGUACUAGUCUUCUUCUUUGGAACCCAACAGAUAGCGUUCUGCCACCCUGCAGACGUCGAGGCAUUUACCGAUGAGAAGAAACAGUCUCUUCUGGGCAAGCGUCACGGAGCUGAUUUUGUUCGUGCAGUCCAAGAGAUUAUUGAUAUUUAUGAUAAAAUGAAGAAAGCGGACCAAGUUGAUGACUUCAAAUCCACUGCAAAUGGAAGGAACACAGUGGACUCUUUGUCGAACUUGUGUGCAAAGGAUCAGUCAGAAGCUCCUGAAGCAAUUCUGGAUUCACAUUCUAAAUCUUCACAGUCAACAAAUAGAAAUGAGCCAAGUGUUUCUGUACAGGACGCUUCAGCAACUGAACAAGUAGAUGCUAUGCACGAUAAGGAAGCCUUAAUCAAGGAACCUGCUGCAACAGCAAUGGUUACUGAAACACCUCUUCCAGUGACCUACUCUUCAAGAAAGAGAUCAAGAGACUUGCGAUCACGGAGUUGUGUCUCACUGAAAAAGGAAGCACCAGCUCGUAGGUCAAGACAUUCAUCCAGGAUGGAAUCACGUAGAGUACGCAACUCAAGAAUGUCAUGUGAUGAUGAUGACAAGAAUGCUGGGGAAGUAUCUGGUAACGUAGUUCGGGAUAGAUGUCUAAGAAGGAAUAAACGAAUACGGAAAUCACCUGAUGCCUCUGAGUGUGAUGAUGUGAAUUCAGCUGCUUUUGUUUCAAAUGGUUGUAUUGAAUAUAAUGGUUCUGAAGUUGUGACAGUUGAUUCUGACACAUUUAGUCUAAAUGAAGGCAGUGCUAUUGAUUCUGGUUGUAAAGGUGAACACUCAGAGGCUGUUGCCAAAUUCUUGGAUGGCGAUGCUGAGUUGGUCAAAGCACUUGAUCUCCAAAUAAAGGCAGUUGUUAUCAAGAAGAAAAGGAAGCCAAACAGAAAACGAAUUUCUAAUGAUGCAGCUGACCCUAUUGCUAUGGUGGACAAGGAAACAAUUUUGGAGGUAAAACAAAGUAGUAAUCAAACUAUGCAGAAUGAUUGUGGGAAGAUGAAUGGAAAUUCCUCCAAGGAAGAUGGAGAUGAGCACCUACCAUUAGUGAAACGAGCCAGGGUGCGAAUGGGCAAACCAUGUUCUGCUCACGAGGAAGUAGAUAGCUUUGCACACACUGAAGAAAGUCAGAAGGAAGUUGUACUCAAUCCACUGGGGCCAGUCAGCACAUCAUCAAAUUGUGAGGAAAAUUGUCCUUCUGAUAGGGACUUAUCUGUGGUAAAUGAAGUUUUGGAUAAUAUUUCACCUUCCGGAGGUUGCACUCACAUUUUGGGAAACGAACCUCAGCUAUGGAACACCAAGAAAGACCAAUCAUUUAGUUGCUCAGUUGAUGGCGAAGCUGUUUUACCUCCAUCUAAGCGUCUUCAUCGCGCUCUAGAAGCCAUGUCAGCUAAUGUUGCUGAAGAUGAUAGAUGUAAUUAUGAAUCUUCAGUUGCCAAGACGUCUACUGUUGGUUGUCAUCUUUCUUUCACAAGUACAUGCCCUGCUAUUACUGUAGAAAGUAAUACAGGGACUGGAUUGGUACUGCAGAGUGAAGACUCUUUGGGCAAUAAAGCUUCAGGGGUUGAUGCUUCUGGAUUCUCUACCAGUUUAAAUCCUGUAGUCUUGGAGGAAAAUGCUAAAUCGGUUGUGGAAGUGGUUGCUGAUAAAAAAAAUGAGAGUCCGAACACCCAAAAUCAUGAAUGUUCUAUUGAUGAAUCACCAGAUUUUGGAUACCAUGUUGCUGGUAAAGAUCUUGGUGGUGGUGCUUCUGGUUGUCACAUUAUGGGAAGUCCAGGGCAUUUAUCGCCUAAUAUGGACAGAGGAGAGGCUGGUAUUCGGCAUAUUGAAAGUUCAAUUGAUGAGUUGCCUACGAAGGACAAAAGCAAAGACAAAGAUGAAUUGAGCCACUGUGAAGCAGAAAAUCCUGAUAUUGAAUGUGAUACUUCGGAGCAUACUUUGAAGAGCAUAAAUCCUCCUGUAUCAGGCACCAUCCAUGAUAUUUCUGAAGUUUCACCUUUCAACGAGGCUAGUCCACUUCAUUAUGGUGGAGAGGGCUGCAGUGAGAAAGUUGAGGCUUUGGAACCCCGUGUUCAAGAUGCUAGAGAAAUCAAUGACAUGUUUGAUGUGGUGAAAGAGGUUGAAAAUAAAAAAACAGGGAAUGAUCCAAGUUCAAUUUCCUAUCCAAAUGAAUACUUGGGUGAAAAAAAUGCCUCUGGUAUCCAGUCAUGUCCAUCUCUAACAGAUGGAGGAGAUUCUCUCGCACAUGCAUCACCUCCCAAUACCUCAGGCUGUCACACGUCAACUUCAGAUAGUAGUAAUAUUCUUCAGAACAAUGGCAGUUGUAGUCCAGAUGGUGAUUUGCAGAACAAGAGAACUGCAUCUACUAUACUUGGUGAGGACGGAAAGUCUGAAUCAGUUGUCAGUCAAAGACCAAAAUCUGUGGGCAGGUAUGCAGAAGUACAUGCAACCCUCUUAUCAUUUGAGACAAUGCUUGGAACAUUGACAAGGACCAAGGAGAGCAUUGGUCGAGCAACUCGUGUUGCUAUGGACUGUGGAAAGCUUGGUGUAGCUGCUAAGGUAUUGGAGAUUCUUGCCCAUUAUUUGGAAACUGAGUCAAGCUUACACCGGAGGGUAGACUUAUUCUUCCUGGUGGAUUCAAUUGCUCAAUGCACCCGAGGGUUGAAGGGUGAUGGCUGUGGUAUGUACCCUUCUGCAAUCCAAGCAAUCCUGCCACGGUUAUUGUCAGCUGCUGCUCCUCCUGGAAGUUCUGCACAUGAAAAUCGUAGACAAUGUUUAAAGGUUUUGAAACUUUGGUCAGAGAGAAGGAUUGUUCCAGAGUCCAUAAUUCAUCGCCAUAUGCGAGAACUAGAUACUCAUGGUGUGUCUUCUUCUUCUGGUGCAUAUGGCAGGCGCUCCGCGAGAACGGAAAGGUCUUUGGAUGAUCCUCUUAGAGAAAUGGAGGGUAUGCUUGUUGACGAAUAUGGAAGCAAUUCAAGUUUUCAACUUCCGGGACUUUGUAUGCCCCGCAUGCUCAAGGAUGAAGAUGAUGGAUGUGAUUCUGAUGGGGAAAGUUUUGAGGCUGUCACUCCUGAGCACAAUCCUCAGGCCCAUGAAGAACAAGAAGAAACCACACCUGCCACUGAAAGACAUAGGCAUAUCUUGGAAGAUGUGGAUGGAGAGCUUGAAAUGGAGGAUGUGGCACCUUCUUGUGAUGUUAACAUGAGUUCAUCUUGUGGUGUUACUGGAGCCAAUGGUGUGCAGGCUUCACAUAAUCAGUUUGAACAGAAUUAUCAACCGUCCCUUGCCCCUCCACUACCUCGAGAUGUGCCACCGUCAUCUCCUCCACUACCAUCUUCUCCUCCGCCUCCACCACCACUGCCUCCACCUCAUGUGAUCCAUCAUCCAUGCGCUCUGCCCGAUGCCUAUAUGAUUGGUGUUGAUUCAAAGUCCUACACUGUUACACAUAAUGUGCGUGACAACAGAGUUCAACCUCCACCUCAGCAGUUGAAUGCACCAAGAGUCAACCAAACAAUUCCCGAUGCCAUGCAUUAUUGUGCCUCUGAAUGCAGAGAUCAUCAGAAACAGAUGCCUGAUUCUACAUCGUGCUCUUAUAGUAGUUUUCCUACAUAUUCAGAUAGAAAUGUGCCGCACUCUGAUGGUGAUACCUUCCAGAAUAAAGGUUACCCUUUACUACCACCUCGUGCUCCACCAUCCAGUCAGUUCUCAUAUGUUCAAGGAGACCAACAGGUAAAGCCUCGACGUGAGGCUCCGCCUCCUUAUCAUCACAACAGAUUUGACUAUGGGGACAGGGAAAACUGUUACAAUAACCAUGAAAGAAUGAAACCUGGCCCGUAUGAGCCCCGCGAUAGCUGGAGAUUUCAUUCACAUUCUUUUUCAGGUCCUCGAUAUCCUGAUAAAGGCAAAACUUCUUAUGGAACUGACCCAUAUUCUGGCCCUCCAUGUGAAACAACAAGAGGACCUGGCCAAGGUUGGAGAUAUCCUCCCCGCUCGAUGAGCCACAGAGACUCUAUGCCCUUUAGACCACCUUUUGAAGGUCCCAUACCCGUCACAGGCAGAGAAACAGGGAGUCUAGAGGGAGAAACAGGGAAAAUGGGUGGCUUCCAAUCUGUCUCUGAACAAUCCAUCCAUGAAUUCACAGUGAAGGAUAGCAGAGGGAAGGAGGUGGACCUCGGCGUUUACAAGGGGAAGGUCGUCCUCGUCGUCAACGUUGCUUCCAAAUGUGGGUUUACUGAUACGAAUUAUACCCAGUUGACUGAGAUUUACAGCAAAUGCAAAGAGAAAGGUUUUGAGAUCUUGGCAUUUCCGUGCAAUCAGUUUCUAAAGCAAGAGCCCGGGACAAGUCAGGAUGCUGAACAAUUUGCAUGUACAAGAUACAAGGCUGAAUAUCCAAUAUUCAAGAAGGUACGUGUCAAUGGGCCGGAUACAGAACCUGUGUACAAAUUCCUCAAAGCAAGUAAAUCUGGAUUUCUGGGGAAUAGUAUAAAGUGGAACUUCACCAAGUUCUUAGUUGACAAGGAUGGCCAUGUCAUUGAACGGUACGCCCCAACCACCUCCCCCUUGAGCAUUGAGGCCGAUAUCAAGAAAGCGCUAGGGGAGGCGUGAUGUUAUCAGGCAGUUCAUCUUCAGACAACAGUGAAAGAGCAUAGGAGUUCUUAGUGUCUCUCUUCCCUGUUCGUUAUCUUUCCUCCCGGUGUCUUCGCUAGUUCUCCCCAUUCCCGUCUGUGUAACCAUUCUCUGUUUUUUGUUUUCGAUGGGAACCCUUCUCUUUUAGUACUUAUCGGUGAUUUAAUGGAGUCACGUUUCUGUUUAUUCUUUCCUGUAAUCCACAUUUAUGUAGAAAGCAUAUGGAAUCAGCAGUAUCCAGAACUAUAAAGGGCAACACCAAGCCAACAAGGCUCUCCGUUUUGCGAGGCUUAUGUCAACAAGAGCUGCUGGAGCUGCUAUUGUCAACAAAAGAAGCUGCUGUCUGUCAACAUGGACAUGGCAGUAAUUACUCUCACAUUAAAUGUUGUCAAGUGAGGUGGGAACAUGUAGUUAAGGGUAUUAGAUAUUAGAUGUAUAGUUUGUAAUAUAAAGAGCUCCUUACGCUUACGGAGCCAAUGUAAUACAAUGAAACAAGAAAAUUGACCCACAAACCCAUUAUUUCUGAGAUGGUAUCGGGGCAGUCGAUCAUGACUGACUCUUGAACCUCAAAACCAGAAAAAGCUUUCGCCAAAGUCA
Molecule: messenger RNA, 5693 nt
Organism: Malus domestica (apple)
Lineage: Eukaryota; Viridiplantae; Streptophyta; Magnoliopsida; Rosales; Rosaceae
Product: protein HUA2-LIKE 2-like
Biological process (GO): response to oxidative stress
Molecular function (GO): glutathione peroxidase activity
Source: RefSeq, a predicted model, not a curated record